AUGGCAAUUGACGAUGUCGCCACCCUCGAUGCCUCGAAGGAGAAUUGGACUAUUGUGGCAAAGGGUCAUAAGAUUCACGCUUCGGUAAGAAAGACUCUUAUAUACCGAUUCCAAUCUUUGCUAAGUGAAGGUCGGGUAUAUCAUAUUUCAUUUUUUGGUGUUGGUGAAAGCGGUCGUGACUUCCGUCCAACCUCGCAUCCAUGGAAAAUCAACUUUGACAUUCAUACUUCUGUGAGAUUGGUUCCCAACAAGGCGAUAAAUUUAAGCCCUUAUUCUUUUGUGCCACUCUCUGAUAUAAUUUCUAAGGACCUUGAUACAUCUUUUCUUAUAGGGAUAGGGUUGAAUGUGCCUUUUUUUGGCAAGUAUGUUGCGAAAAUCGUAGGUUAUCUUGCAUCGGGAGAUGCAACAAAUACUGUUGUGGUGGUGCAAUGUGCAAAGAUCAAGCCUUUUAAAGGUAAGACAAGUCUCCAAAAUGUUUAUGGGGCUACAAAGGUUCUUUUUAAUCCUCGCAUACAAGAAGCUGCCACUCUCCGAGCUCGGUUCUUGGAAUCAAAUGAUAUUGCUGCACAAGUGAUUAGCCCGCUGCAGGACUCGGCAGAAAAAUCUACCCCUGAAGAUGAUUUCCUAAAACUUAGUGAUGGGAAAACCAUUGAGCAACUCAAAGAUUUUGCUGAGGUAUACUUUUGA
Messenger RNA from Lotus japonicus, 687 nucleotides. RefSeq lists its product as uncharacterized. Bases 1 to 687 code for a protein of 228 amino acids. The record is from RefSeq and is a predicted model, not a curated record. The transcript is spliced from 5 exons. Lineage: Eukaryota; Viridiplantae; Streptophyta; Magnoliopsida; Fabales; Fabaceae.